CACAUGGCCCUACCCACUUCCUGUGGGUGUAGUGGGAAAUUCCUCAGGUGCUACAUAAAAGCACUCAGGUUUGGACACGCAAGCACAACCACAGCAACAGCAUAGCUGAGCGCUUCGACCAGACAACUAUCACUACUACUACAACACACCAAAACAAGAUGGCCUCAGAGACGAUGAGCCCCGUGAACCCCAGUUUGCCUCCGGGACUGGGCCUUGAGGUCUCCCAUCACCCCCUGACCAUGAGGCAGGUGGUCAAUCUGGUGGUCGCCGUGGAGAGGUUGAAGGGCAGCCGUACCGAGACGGCCCUCAAAAGAAACUGCAGUGGCGGAAACCUCUUUAGCAUCAUGAUGGACGACCUCGUUGAAGUGAUCCACAUGCCUGAGGCACGAGCUCCGAGGAAUCAGUUCACCCGGACGGGCCAGUACGAGUGCUGCGUGAGCGACACCCAGAAGAAAAGUCUGGUGCUGCUCAGGGAAAGCAUGGAGCUGCAUGCCGUCCUGUUGCAGGGAGGAAACAGUCACCGCAAAGUCAACCUCAACAUGUCCACCUAUGUGCACCCGAACCCGAACGCGGAAGCCCUACCAGUGGCCCUGGGCAUCAAGGGGACCAACCUGUUCCUGUCGUGUUCCCAGGAGGGCAACAAGCCCACGCUGCACUUAGAGCAGGUGGCGGACAGGCAGAGCUUGAUGGGCGUGACCUCGGACAGCGACAUGCUGCGCUUUCUCUUCUACAAGAGCGACUCGGGCGUUAGUCUCAGCACCCUGGCAUCGGUGCGCUACCCCAAAUGGUUCAUCAGCACGGCUGAAGAGGACGACAUGCCCGUGGAGAUGUGCCAGCGCACCAGCAACCGAUAUGCCACCUUCCGCAUCCAGAGGCAGAACUAGUAGAUUUUUUUUUUUUUUACUGGAGAAGAAAGGAGACAUUCAGAAAAAGUAAACAGCAUCUGUUGACCAUUUCAAGGGCAGGUAGUCCAAUGCCCCAAAAAGGGCACUUGUCACCUAAAUUAUUUUUAUCUAAAUUAUAUUAUUCUACAAUUCAAUUGAAAUGUUACAAAGACAUGCUUUCUUUAAUAUUUAUGCAUUUUAUUUAACUAUUUAUUACAUGUAUUUAUUUAUUUAUAUGUAUUUCAAAACCUAUUUAUGUUUUGCAAUUGAUUUCGCGCUAUAAUAAAGUGUGACAGAGUGAAUUCAA
Syngnathus typhle (broad-nosed pipefish) is the source of this 1191-nucleotide messenger RNA. RefSeq names its product interleukin 1, beta (gene il1b). The record is from RefSeq and is a predicted model, not a curated record. The transcript has 4 exons. The coding region runs from base 159 to 884 and encodes 241 amino acids. Lineage: Eukaryota; Metazoa; Chordata; Actinopteri; Syngnathiformes; Syngnathidae. Gene Ontology annotation, biological process: cellular response to lipopolysaccharide; inflammatory response; neutrophil activation. Gene Ontology annotation, molecular function: cytokine activity.